CCCAUAUAUUUUGAUUUUCUAUGCAUUGUAUUUAAGUGGAAAAAAAUUGACACACAUGUGAAAGUUGGAUGAGUGAACAAGAUAGAGAGAGCAUGUUCGAAUGCUCCAUGGUGUACAAGUGCUAAAUAUGCCACAAAGGCGAAAAACUGUCGUCGAAAGCAACUAAGAAGAAGUGAGAGCACUUUUGUUACCCUAGAUAGGAACAAAUGUCGAGCAUUGUCGAGCUAUGUAAACAGUUAUUCAUGGGGAUCUUGGCCACUGAACAAUUAAAUGAAGGUUAGCUAAACAAGCUAAGCACUUGAGUAAAAAGUUGUAGUUGCUAAGUAUUUUUCAUGCACCUGUCACCAAUUAUAAGCACUUUCGCACUGAAGGAAGCCUAAUAUUGGUAGUAGCAAGAUUGCCUCCCCAAACACACGUGUCCCCAAGCUACAGUUUCCUUGAGAGUCCCUGAGCUGGUUUGGAUUACCUCUUGGCCACGAAACUGAUGCCCGUGUGUUCGGCCCGCCCCAGAACCGACCGAAUUAAUUCCAGCUUGUUUGUUCCACAAGCAAGCAAGCGCAGGUGUUACGUAGGUAGCCGCCAUGGUCCUUCUAGAGAAUCGUAAGGAAACAAGUGUAAACAAGAGAGGAAAAAAGGUCACACGGAACGGAAGCAGAGUAAACAGAGAGAUUGGCGGCACCGCGUGCCUCACGAGUGACGUGCAUCGCGCGCCAUCACGCCCAUCCCCGCCCAAAACUAUACAAAGGGUAGACCUUCUCGAAGGUCGCCCCGCCCCGAUCUGCCUUCCCUAUAUAAACGCCGGUGCGUUAUCCCAACGAACUAGAGCAAAGCCUCGCACCCAAAUCAGCAAAGAAAGCAAGCAAGCCAAACAAACGACGUUUCACCCAAUAAGACAUGGAGGAGCGGCGCAGUGACAGCCGACGCCAGGAGCCCAUGGUCGCCAGGGCGGAUGGCCCCCCGAUUCCCGCCGACGAGUCCGACGACGAGUUCGAGUUCUCCUUCGGGAGCCGGGAGCCUGCCACGGGCGGCGCCACGGCCGACGAGCUCUUCGCCGACGGCCGCAUCAGGCCGUUCUACCCGGUGUUCGGCCGCGUCUUCGACGACGCGCACGUGCCGUCGGCGCCCGGCCGGAGGCCGCUGGGGCGGCUGUUCCUCGAGGAGGCGCGGAACUCGUCCGUCGGGUCCACGUCCUCCUCCUCCUCCUCCGCCGCCACGGACGCCGGGGACCUCGACGGCGCGUCCCCGGACACCUACUGCGUCUGGACGCCCGGCGCGUCGGCCGCGUCCUCGCCGGCGCGGUCACCGCGGAAGAGCGGCUCCACGGGAUCCUUGUCGCGGUGGCGCCGCGUCAGCGAGCUCGUCGUCGGCCGCAGCCGCAGCGACGGCAGGGACAAGUUCCGCUUCCUUUCCGCGCCGCCCUCACCUGCCAGGGAGCAGCCCAAGGGGAAGCCAAGAGGCCGGGACAGCAAAGCCACCACCGAGCUCGACACAGUGGCCGCCGGCCACCGGCAGUUCUACGGCGCCAAGGCCUCCCCCGGCGCGGCGCGGCGGACGUUCUUGCCGUACCGGCAGGAUCUCGUCGGCCUCUUCUCCACGCCCAAGGGGCUCAGCCGGAGCCAAUACUUCUGACUUCAAGGAGGCGCGUCCCCCGCCCCGCCGUGAAGAACCAGUUUCAAAAUGUGAGAUUUCACAUUUGGGUUGAAAUUUCGAACUUUUGACCCGGGAGCAACUUCGUGUUCGUAAUUGGCCAUGGUAUAACUGGAUUGUUGAACGGGAUUGAGGUCGUCCAAAAAGACGAGGCGUCAAGUCAGAGCAAGGGAAAUGUGAGGCUUAAAUUCUGGAUUCAGUCAGGGAUAUCGGGCUCUCCAAGUCAAUGUGAAGUUGUGAUCGACAUGUGAACAUAGUAGGACCAAAAAAAGGACUGUAUAGGAGAUUAAAAUACACGUGGAAGCUCAGAAAAGUUUUGUAGUGAUCAUGUGUUACCUGUACAUGCAUGUAUAUUGUACUACCAGAAUAAUAGAUUUUUUUCUUGUAGCAA
Triticum aestivum (bread wheat) is the source of this 2038-nucleotide messenger RNA. RefSeq lists its product as uncharacterized. The transcript has a single exon. NCBI's taxonomy places the organism in Eukaryota, Viridiplantae, Streptophyta, Magnoliopsida, Poales, Poaceae. The coding region runs from base 895 to 1629 and encodes 244 amino acids. The record is from RefSeq and is a predicted model, not a curated record.